AUGACAGCAACAAACACUUAUGCAAUAUUGGUCAUCUUCUGCUGUGCCAUCUCCUUUACCUUUGCUUCUGACCCUGACACACUUCAAGACCUUUGUGUUGCACUUCCCUCUUCAGGUGUGAAGGUGAAUGGAUUUGCCUGCAAGGCAGAAACAAAUGUGACAGAAGCUGAUUUCUUCUUUGCUGGUUUAUCCAAACCUGGAGUUAUCAACAACACAUUGGGAUCUGUGGUUACUGCAGCCAAUGUGGAAAAAAUCCCAGGACUUAACACAUUGGGAGUGUCUUUCUCUAGAAUAGACUAUAAAGCUGGGGGACUUAACCCACCUCACACACACCCUCGUGCCACUGAGAUUGUGUUUGUGUUGGACGGUCAAUUAGACGUGGGAUUUAUCACCACAGCCAACAAACUCAUCUCAAAGUCCAUUAAGAAGGGUGAAAUCUUUGUGUUCCCAAAAGGUUUGGUGCACUAUCAGAAGAACAGUGGAGAUAAGCCUGCUUCUGUGCUUUCUGCUUUCAACAGCCAACUUCCUGGAACCUUUUCUGUAUCUGCAGCUCUUUUCAGCUCAACACCAACUGUGCCUGAUAAUGUUCUUGCUCAAGCUUUCCAGAUUGAUACUAAACAGGUUGAUGACAUCAAGGCCAAGCUUGCUCCAAAGAAAAGUUAA
This is a messenger RNA of Sphenostylis stenocarpa, 663 nucleotides long. NCBI's taxonomy places the organism in Eukaryota, Viridiplantae, Streptophyta, Magnoliopsida, Fabales, Fabaceae. The record is from the annotation of a GenBank genome assembly.